UAUCGCCAUCGAGAGCUUUGUUUAUUAUUUGCAGACAAAAGUUGGAACGUAAACAACGCCCUGAGCAAAACAUGAGUACGGAAAACGAGACUAUUUUGCAAUUCGCUCCGUGGGAAUCCUUCGUGUCGCCCACUUUCUGGCACAAGCUAGCGGAGCUUAAGCUGGACUACGAUCGCCUGUCCGACUCGAAACGCUCCAUUACUGGCCACUAUACGAACCGCAAUGCAAGUGGGUGUCUCCUGGAAGUGGACUACACGGCCUACAACAGAACGGCCCAGCCACCAAAAUUCAGCCAUGCCGCUAUCGGCACCAUCUACAAUAAAAACACAAUCGAAGAGUUCAAAGCCCUGGACAAAUUACAACUGCUGGUUGAUGAGGGCAAAGCCCUGCUGGCUGAUAUGUGCAGUGGUGCAGCCUUGAGGGAUCCCAGUCUGUUGACCCGCUUCUUUGUGCUCUCCUUUGCCGACUUAAAGUGUCACAGCUACUUCUAUUGGUUCGCCUUUCCGUGCCCGCUAACGCCCACCUUAAAGCUUCAGGGCGCCGUCCAAAAACUGCGGGACUUAGCCAAUAGUAGUAGCUAUAUAAGCGCCCUGAAGUCCCUUCCCACUGAGUCACAGAACUUUUUCAUCCUGUAUGCUAACGUGGAGAGCAAUGUCUUUGAAGCCCGUAAUUUGAGUUCCCUCGACGAAAAGGAUAUCGAGCUUUGUUAUUUUGGGUUUGCCGAUCCCAGCGAAUAUGAGCAUCCAGCUUGGAUAAUGCGGAACUACGCUGCAUUUCUGAUUCAGCAAUGUCCCUCUUUAGUUGGAAAACCAAUAAAGUUUCUUGGCCUGCGACACAAUCAACAAAUGAGCAUAGACGACAGCCUUGUAUGGCAGGUGAUUCAAACUGAAGCUUGCGAUCUUAGCCAAAGCGGAGAUAUAAAGUUCGUGGGUUGGGAGCUAAAUAAAAAUGGCAAAAUGGGCCCAAGAAUGGUCAGCAUGAGGGACAGCAUGGAUCCAGCCAAGCUCGCUGAAAACUCUGUAAACCUCAACCUGAAAUUAAUGAAGUGGCGUCUAGUUCCCGAUCUUAAUCUCGAAAUCAUCACCGAAACAAAAUGCCUACUCUUUGGGGCUGGUACCUUAGGAUGCGCUGUAGCUAGAAAUCUGCUGUCUUGGGGAUUUAAGCACAUAACCCUUCUGGACAGCGGCAAGGUUGGGUUCUCCAAUCCAGUGCGUCAGAAUCUCUACAUGCAUGCAGAUGCUGUGGCGGGCAAUCGGAUGAAGGCCACUACAGCUGCCCAGAGAUUGAAGGAGAUCAAUCCGUCUGCUGAAACGGCGGGUUAUGUGUUGGAGAUACCCAUGCCUGGGCAUACUGUUGGAGAAUCGCUUCUAGCCCAGACGAAGGAGCAUUUGAAGGUUAUCGAGCAGCUUGUUCAGGACCAUGAUGUCAUUUUUUUACUCACGGAUUCGCGCGAAAGCCGCUGGUUGCCCACCCUGCUCGGAGCGGCAAAGGAAAAAAUUGUCAUCAAUGCAGCCUUAGGCUUUGAUAGUUAUCUGGUAAUGCGACAUGGCACUACGCGAACGGAGGCAGGCGAUGUUGGCCAAGAAAUCGAGGGACUCAAGUGCAUAAAUGGUGAUCAAUUGGGUUGCUACUUUUGUAACGAUGUGACGGCCCCCGGAAAUUCGCUCAAAGACCGCACGUUGGAUCAACAGUGCACCGUGACACGACCCGGGGUAUCCAACAUUGCGGCUAGCUACGCGGUGGAAUUGUUGGUGGCUUUGCUGCAGCAUCCUCGAAAGGAGCUGGCACCGGCCUACUACGCACAGAGUGGGCGUGGCAAGUCGGAGGAGGCGGCAGGAAAGGUGCCGGAAGGUCUGCUGGGAAUUUUGCCUCACUCCAUUCGAGGAAUGCUGUGCAACUACGAGAACAUUCUGCCCGCUACUCAAAAGUUUGCUCAGUGCAUAGCCUGUUCAGCGGCCGUUCUGGAUCAAUAUAAAAAAGAGGGUCAUGCUUUCCUGUUAAAAACUUUUGAAACAGCCAAGUAUCUGGAGGAUUUGACUGGUAUUUCCGAAUUCAAGAGGCUAAACAGCGAGAUUAUCGAUUUUGAUGAUGAAGAAUUCGACAUGUCCGAUGAUGACGAGAAUUAGGCUGCAUCUAAUAAAAUUGCUCCGAUUUUGCCUUCAAAGCAGUAUAUUAAAUAUGAAAUCCAGCUUAUUGUGGCUUUAUUUUUCUGCAGCAUUUAGAGUUCAAUUUUUAUACCAAAAAUGUGUGUACUUCAAUGAUUUUAUUUUAUCUAGUCAUUAAGAAUAUUGUGAAUCAUUCAAACGAAAUUGAUGUGAAAAUUAGACAUAAGAAAAGUGUAAAUUUACUAUUGGAAAUGGUUAUAAUAAAAGUGCUUAAGUAUGGGAA
Messenger RNA from Drosophila erecta, 2388 nucleotides. RefSeq names its product ubiquitin-like modifier-activating enzyme ATG7 (gene Atg7). The record is from RefSeq and is a predicted model, not a curated record. The transcript has 9 exons. Gene Ontology annotation, cellular component: cytoplasm; phagophore assembly site. Bases 72 to 2126 code for a protein of 684 amino acids. Gene Ontology annotation, molecular function: Atg8 activating enzyme activity; Atg12 activating enzyme activity. Gene Ontology annotation, biological process: cellular response to nitrogen starvation; autophagy of mitochondrion; autophagosome assembly. NCBI's taxonomy places the organism in Eukaryota, Metazoa, Arthropoda, Insecta, Diptera, Drosophilidae.